UUAUCUAUUCUCUGAUAUGAAUAAUGAAAUACUACAAGAUAGGAGCAUUGUGUAAUUUAUUUUUAUAAUAUCUACCGAAUCAUUGACUACAUAGCACAUCGGCCAAUGUAAUUUAUUAUAGGCAACGUAUAUUAUAUUAGUUUAAAUAAUAAAGUACGUUAAUCGUUGUUUAUCGUAGCUUGACUUGAAUAUUAGUAAUUGGCGUAAUACUUUGAAGUGAUCUUGAAUUAACGGUUUUUUUUAGGCCUUUAUAAACAAGAUGGAGCCAUCUAGUGAUAUAAGUAUAGAAAGCUAUGAUGAAAAUGUAAAAAAAUCGACGAAUAAAGUACGGAAACGAAAAAAGCAAUUGUAUAUUGAUUUAAGAAAACAAAUGGAAUUUUAUUUGAGUGAUGCCAAUUUACGUAAAGAUCGUUUAUUUGGACACCUAAUGCAAACUACUCAAUGCAUAAAUGUGGAUACAUUUCUUAAUUGUAAUAAAAUCAAAAAGUUGACUACUAGUCCUGAUGAUAUAGUUAAAGCAAUAGAGAGUUCAAAAUUGUUAACCGUUAGCGAAUGUAAAACUAAAAUCUAUAGAAUAAAACCGGUUGAAGAAAAACAGCCAGAAGAUAUUGAUCGCUGCACUAUCUAUGUAGAAAAUUUGCCUUCUAAAGCUGAUCAUGGUAUUGUCAAAUCAACAUUUGAGAAGUAUGGAACAGUUGCUUACGUGUCUUUGCCUACAUUUAAAAGUGGAAACAUAAAAAGAUUUGCAUUUGUAGAAUUUGAAAAUGAAGAAUCAGUUAAAACGAUUCUUGAAGAAUUCAAAAAAAUACAUGAGGACUCAAAAAUUUUACCGGAACAACUACAGAGUAUAAUCACGUUUAAUGAAGACGGCCAAGAAAAAAUAAAUGAUACUAGAAAUGACAUAAAUUCCCCAAAAAAAAGGAAACAUUCUGAUGAUCUUAGUGGUGUUAAAGAGAAAAAAAGAAAAUCUGAUUUACCAAAUAAAAGUAUUAAAAAAAAGAAAAAAAAAGAUAAAACUAAAAAAAGUUCUACGGAGAGUGAAAAUAAAAACGAGAAUACUUCAUUUGAAGUUAGUGAUAAUGAAAGUCCUCAAAAAACUAUUUUCAGUGAUAAUUCUACUGUUGAAAAAACAGACGAUGAAGUUAUACCAAGUGAAGACGAAAUAAAUCAAAGUAAUAAAGACGAUUCAAUUACAAAAAAAAAGAGAAAGCGCAAUAAGGGGAAAAAAAUCAAAUCCGAUUCGAGCUUAUCUCUGCCUGAAUUAAGACUAAUGUCUAAGCUAGAGUGGAAAAAAUUAAGAAAUCAAUAUCUAAAUAUGCAAAGACAGAAGAUGUCCAUGCUCAAAGCACAAUUGCGUCAUCCAAAAUAUUACAAAAAUGGUGCUAAUAACUUUGGGGAGGUAUCCGAGACAAAUCCCGAUCAAGUAAAGACAGAUUUGGAAGAGAAAGUGAAAGUGAAAAAAGACAUUCGUGUGAAAUAUGAAUCUGGAAUUAUAUUAAAAGUAACAUUUACCAACCCCAUUGAGUCUGAAAAAUCAUUCAAAAUUGAAGCGAAGUCGGAUCCUGCGGUUAAGUUUGUAGAUGUUGUAUCCAAUACAGAAGUAUUUGUGCGUUGCGACUCUCAAGAAUCUGCAAAAAAAAUUGUAGAAGAAAAUCGUUGGCCUGUAACUAAACUGCUAGAAGGUGAAGAUGAAAGCAAAUAUUGGGAAAAAAUUCUGCGCGACCGUGAAACUAAAUGCAGCAAACAAAAAGAAACAAAAAAGCCACGUGGACGAUCGAAACUAUUAAAUAAAGCAGAAAAACGAUUAGCACAACAUGUUAAAUUUAUUGAAGAAGACUAAUUUAUUUUAGGUUAAAUUAUAACAUUACUUCAAGUGUUUAAAAUUAUGUAUGCAUGUUACUUUUAACAUUUUAAAACAAAAGAUUUUAUUCACUAUA
Molecule: messenger RNA, 1937 nt
Organism: Adelges cooleyi (spruce gall adelgid)
Lineage: Eukaryota; Metazoa; Arthropoda; Insecta; Hemiptera; Adelgidae
Gene: Larp7
Product: la-related protein 7
Exons: 8
Coding region: 260-1840 (526 amino acids)
Biological process (GO): RNA processing
Cellular component (GO): nucleus
Molecular function (GO): mRNA binding
Source: RefSeq, a predicted model, not a curated record